UAACGGGCAUUGCUUUGCCAUUGUUGAAGAAGAUGAACAUGGAGAACCCAUGCUUGCUUCAGGUUGCAUGAAGUAUGAAGGUUCAGAUUUUCAGUGCAAGGAUUCCCCAAAAGCACAGCUACGUCGGACAAUUGAAUGCUGUCGAACUGAUUUCUGCAAUCGGGAUCUACAGCCCACACUACCGCCACUUGGUAGUACAGAUGGACUUUUUGAUGGCAGCGUUCGUUGGAUGGCAGUGCUGAUUUCUAUGGCAGUCUGCAUCAUUGUUACAAUCAUCUUAUUUAGCUGCUUUUGUUACAAACAUUACUGUAGAUGGGCAGCAAAGAGACGUUGUUAUAAUCGUGAUCUGGAGCAAGAUGAAGCAUUUAUUCCAGCCGGGGAGUCAUUAAAGGAUCUUAUUGACCAGUCACAGAGUUCUGGCAGUGGAUCAGGACUACCUCUGUUGGUUCAGCGCACUAUUGCCAAACAGAUUCAGAUGAUGCGGCAAGUUGGGAAAGGGCGAUAUGGUGAGGUGUGGAUGGGUAAAUGGCGAGGCGAAAAAGUGGCAGUCAAAGUAUUUUUUACCACUGAGGAAGCUAGUUGGUUCAGAGAAACUGAGAUUUACCAGACUGUUCUAAUGCGUCAUGAAAACAUACUUGGUUUUAUAGCUGCUGAUAUUAAAGGCACAGGCUCCUGGACACAACUUUACUUGAUUACAGAUUACCAUGAAAAUGGAUCCUUGUAUGACUUCCUGAAAUGUGCCACACUUGACAACAGGGCUUUGCUCAAACUGGCUUAUUCUGCUGCAUGUGGUCUGUGCCAUCUACACACAGAAAUUUAUGGGACACAAGGCAAGCCUGCUAUUGCACACAGGGACCUGAAGAGUAAAAAUAUCUUGAUAAAGAAAAAUGGAAGCUGCUGUAUUGCUGACCUGGGUCUUGCAGUCAAAUUUAACAGUGAUACGAAUGAAGUUGAUGUCCCUUUGAAUACUAGAGUGGGAACAAAACGUUACAUGGCCCCAGAAGUCCUAGAUGAAAGCCUAAAUAAAAAUCAUUUCCAACCAUAUAUCAUGGCUGACAUCUACAGUUUUGGCUUGAUCAUUUGGGAAAUGGCUCGGCGUUGUGUCACAGGAGGUAUUGUUGAAGAGUACCAGUUGCCAUAUUAUGACAUGGUGCCGAAUGAUCCAUCUUAUGAAGAUAUGAGAGAAGUGGUAUGCGUCAAGCGCCUACGCCCAGUGGUAUCUAACAGAUGGAAUAGCGAUGAAUGUUUAAGAGCAGUGUUGAAGUUAAUGUCUGAAUGCUGGGCCCACAAUCCUGCCUCUAGACUUACAGCCUUGAGGAUCAAGAAGACACUUGCCAAGAUGGUGGAAUCACAAGAUGUAAAGAUUUGACAGAAUAACAUAGUACUGAGGAGCAGAGUUGGACUCCUAGAACUUUUCACCCUGACAAGGGUGGGAACUAAGUGGGAAGAGGAAGCAACUGAGAUUCAGUCCACUUCCUCAUCUCACUUUUACAGGCUGCUAAUAUUGAAUCUUUCAGUACUUUGUAGAAUAUAAUGCUGAGAGUCUCUGUACACUACAUGCUACAUAUAUGGACAGCCUUGUUUUAAAUAUGCGUAUCAUUUUUGUUUUAAGCUGCAUUGAGACUUCAGUCAUGCUUAGUGAAUCUCCAGUGAAACUCUGGGUACUGAAUUGCUUUCUGUGAAAGCCUUAAAAAGCUAAAUGGAUUCAACAUAGAUGGAGAAAUAUAAGCUUUUUGCCUUCUACCUGAUAAAAACCUAGUUGGUUCAUACCAAGUCUUUUUGAAAUAGCCUGUAGGUUAGGAAUCUGUUUGAGAUAGUACUCAGUUUAACAGUUCCUAUGCCUUUUAUGGGUCUUUUAUGUGUGUGCCAGGAUUCUUUGGCUGCCAUUUGGGAUAGAUGAUAAUUUAAAUUCACAGAAAGACUUAUGGUCAGGGUCCCAUAUGUGCCCUGAUUACACAGUUUCGGGAUUUGCCACAGAAUUCACCCCUCGACACAGAAUUAUGCUCCAGAAUUUCAAUUUUCAUGUUGAAAUAAUUACAUUUCUGUGCUGUUUUGGUUGCAGAGAGAACCUCAGAAAUGUGAACAGUGUAAAUCAAUGUCCAUAUGAGGGCCUGUCUAUACGGUGCAGUAAUGUGCACACGAGAGGGGUGUGAUUUCUAAAGUAUACUGACUGAUCCAUGUAGACUCUGUUGGCACACACUAUAAGUUUCCUAGGGUGCUUAAUGUACAUGCUGCUUGUUAACAUGCACUAGGAAACAUUUUAGUGUAUGCCAGCAGGGUUGUUGCAGGCCAGUAAGCAUGCAGCACAUGAGUGCACUUUAGAAAUCACGUUUUUCUAGUGUGCAUUGCCUCGCUGUGGAGACAGGCCCUGAGUCUGCAAAGAGCUUGAAACAGUGACUGAGAGGUGUGAUCUGCCUCAGUCAUCUUUCUUGGGGCCCAGUAUGCUCCAUGAUUUUGUGGUUAUGGAAUCUGGCUUUUUUCAGGGUACCACAGAAGUCAUCAUUUUUGCUGUAGAUUUCACCAUUUUGCAGCAACCACACCUUUGGCUUUCUGUUUUGUCUCUCUGCCCUACUGGGACCUGUCUGCAGCUGCUUCAUGCUUUGCAUCUUUCCCCAUGAGAGGGAAUUAAAUGGAUUGCACUGCAUGCUCCUUUCAUUAUUCUAUAGAACCAGGCAGGAAGGGAGGUCUGAGAGCCAGAGUUGGAGUCCAGGUUGCAGCUAGGGCCCACUCUCAGAAGUGCAGGCUGGACAGCUAGGAAACUGAGAGAAUACAGUGUCAUCUAAGGCCUGGGGAACUGAGAUGAACCGCUGAAGCUGACGGGCAUGCAUGAGGCAGGCAAAGGAGAUUCUGAGCUAGAUCACCCUGACAGCAUCGUUACUGCUGGAGAUCUAAGAGCUGGGCCAUCUAGAGGACACAUUGAAAAAACAUAAUCAAAUACUAUCAUUCCUGAAAAUCAUCAUUGACUAAUUGUAAAUCAGUGAGUAUUUUCAACUGAAUCAGAUCUGUGUUGUAGGGUAUGGGAGAAAUGUGAUCGAAAGGUGUUUCAGUGGAGGUACAAUAAAUUAACAUUACUGCAGGAUUUGGUCAGGGGUUGCUGUAUAAUGUGCAGUGCUGUGCAUACGAUUCUGCUACUGCAGCUACU
Chelonoidis abingdonii (Abingdon island giant tortoise) is the source of this 3142-nucleotide messenger RNA. Lineage: Eukaryota; Metazoa; Chordata; Testudines; Testudinidae. The record is from RefSeq and is a predicted model, not a curated record.